Molecule: messenger RNA, 3477 nt
Organism: Anopheles bellator
Lineage: Eukaryota; Metazoa; Arthropoda; Insecta; Diptera; Culicidae
Gene: Rbfox1
Product: ankyrin repeat and KH domain-containing protein mask
Exons: 16
Coding region: 1-2937 (978 amino acids)
Biological process (GO): regulation of alternative mRNA splicing, via spliceosome; nervous system development
Cellular component (GO): cytoplasm; nucleus
Molecular function (GO): mRNA binding
Source: RefSeq, a predicted model, not a curated record
AUGGUGAAUCUCGUCGACCGGACGACGACGACGGCGACGAGUAGCUUCCAGCAGCAAUCGUUUCCCGCGACCGUCCAGUCGGCGGCGGAGUCGGCCGUCGCCGAAAAUCGGUUCCCACUGUUUCUCGACCAAGCUGGACCAAGCAGCGCGAACGUUCCGUACGGCCGGAACCGCAACCACCAGCACGGCGACGACGACGACGACGACAGUGAUUGUGACGAGGUGAUCGCGAAGAAGGUGGCCAAGUACUCGCCCUCGUUCGGUGUUGGCACCGAUCCAACAGCUAACUUACCGGAACACCCGCGAACCGGCGGCGGCACCGAUAGCGAACCGAGCGUACUGAACGGAACCGGAACUGGUGGGGCCAAAGUUUAUCUGCACCAAUCGACACAAUCCGGCCCGCCGGCAACCGAAUCGCCGAUCGAGAACGGGUUCGAGCUCACGAAUCACGAAAUGUCGAGCACCGUGGCAGCCGUGACGGCGGCCGCUAAUAAAGCGGUCGCGGCCCUCAUGCAGUACCGACAGCAGCAGCAGCAAUCACAGCAACCACCGUCAACAAAUCAGAUGGUCCAGGGGAUGGGACCGUUUCCGGGCACUCCCGCGUUCCCGCCCGGUGCCGCACAGUCCGUUAGCACAGACAGCCUGUCGGUGCAGGUUGUCAAGGGAUCCAGCGGACCGGGUGGCGGUGGCAGUGCUGGCGGCGGCGGUGGAGGCGGCGGAGCAGUGGGCCUGGACCAGCAUUCCCUCAGCACGCUCAAGCAACAGCAGGAACAGCUCAACCACCAGCAGCACGCAGCCGUCGCCGCAGCUGCGGCCGCCGCAGCACAGCUCAACGCCGCCGCACAGACGCAAUCGUUGCGAAAUUCCGUGAGUCAAUUUAGCCCGCAGUCAGUAUUGGGUGCCCCACCAGCUACGUCGAUACCGGUCUCGAUGCCCCUGUCACUGCCCUCGACGCUGGUCAGUGGCGCGGGGGUCACCAAUGGAGCCGCCGUGGCUGCCGCAGCCGGGAUGGCUGCGGCCACGGCAGCCGCGGCCGCCGCAGCCAUGAGCGCCAACGGUGGCUCACCAGGCGCCUCCACCAACGGCUGCAGUGGCGCGAACAGCAACGGCGGCAUUGGAAGCCCCACCGGUAACGGUGGCACGGGAACUGGCGGCGGUUCCAUGGCGAAGGGAAAUGAACCACAGACUGUUAGCAUUUCCGAGCUAAUGCAGCAAUCGGAGGACGCAUCCAACGUAACAAGUGCCAACACAGACGCCGGAAACGGCGUAAACAACAGCAGCAACAACAGCACCAGUAACGCCGUCUCCGCGGCCAUUGCAGCAGCAGUCAAUUCGAUAAGCAACAGCAGCGGCACCAGCGGCAGCAAUGUGGCCAACACGAGCAAUAGCAACAUGAACGGUGCUGUCACUGCCGCCGGCAUGGUGGUGUCGGCAGCUGGCUCUGUGCCCGGGGGCACCACGACCGUGGUCUCGGCCAUUCCUCCCACCGUAACGUCGUCGGCGUCGGCCGUAGCACUCGCUCAACAUCAUCACCAGCAGCAGCAAACAUCACUGAUACAGGUGCAACUACAGCAGCAACAGCAACAGCAGCAGCAACAGCAGCAGCAACAACAACAGCUAAAUGGUCAGCCAGUGAGUCAGCAACAACAGCCGCAGAGUGUGGCGGCGGCGGUGGCCGCUGUAACGGCGCUGGCCGAAUCAAAAUCUCAACCCAAGCGACUACACGUGUCGAACAUACCCUUCCGCUUUCGUGAUCCCGAUCUGCGAUCAAUGUUUGGCCAAUACGGCACCAUUCUAGACGUGGAGAUCAUCUUCAAUGAGCGAGGCAGCAAGGGAUUCGGGUUUGUUACCUUCGCUAAUAGUAGCGAGGCGGAGCGAGCACGCGAACGUCUUCACGGCACUGUGGUUGAGGGACGCAAAAUUGAGGUCAAUAAUGCAACCGCACGAGUUCAAAGUAAAAAAGCUCCUGCUGUGUCAAGCGUGUUUCUGACGAAACAAGGCGCAGUCUCGGCCCCGUCACUGGCCGCCGUUUGUGUUCCGUGGCCCGAAGGUUACCGUCUACCGCUCGCCACGUGGCCCUGGUUAGGGGCGGCCACCGCGGCCACUACCGUCGGAGCAACACCCACGGCAGCACUAGCCGCUGCCACUCCAUCGGCCGCUCACGCUGCAGCAGCCGCAGCCGCCGCGGCGGCCUCGUCGAAUCAAGCCGCCGCAGCGGCGGCCGCCACGCAACUUCCCGCCGCCACGUCACCCAUUCUCAUAGCGCAGGCCGCCCAGCGAGCCGCAGCAGCCGCGCAGAGAAGAAGGUCGCAAACGAUGGCCAGCGUAAUGUCGCUGACCGGAAAUGCAACCACGACACCAGCGACUCGACAUCCUUCGCUGACUAACGGCGGAAGCGCUGGCACUAGUACUGCCACCGCUGGUGGCGGAAACGCAAGAUCGACCACCGUACCCGGUGCACUGCUUCCGGCCGGCCAGCCUCCCGGACGCUUCGCCCCGCAGCCGCCGCAGCCCACCAUCGCGUUCAACGGACAUGCCGGCGCCAUACCUGGUUAUGCGCCUGUUUACUUCGAUCCCUACCUGGCAGCGGCUGCGGCCUCGGCCGCCGAUCCCAACUAUCGUCUGCAGGCGGCUAAACCAGUGACGGAAGUUCAAGCACAGCCUACCAUUUUGAACGCGGCAGCUCCACUGCUGAAAACACCACUGUCCCAAGCACAGGCGGCGCAGGUUUAUUCGGCCGCCAGCUACACGGCCGCCGCGGCCAGGGCGUACGGUGCUGCAGCUGUUGCCGCCCAGCCAACCGUUGCUGGGUACACCGCCGUCGCAGGAUACGGCAGAGAGUACGCCGACCCGUACCUAGGACAUGGUAUUGGACCCGUACCCGGCUACGGGGCCACAAUGUACCGAGGAGGUUACAACCGCUUUGCGCCAUACUAGACAUGAUCGAUCGUUGCUCGAUCCUAAAUCGGCGCUCCACAGCCGAUCGUAAACGCCCGUAGCAAGUAAUCUGCGGCGACAGCAAAUUAUGGUUUUUCGUGACGUUCAGUUCCCGGUCUGAUUCCCGGUUUAUGUUAUGCGCGACGAGCCGAACCGAAGAGUGACAACUUGCGCACCGGUGGUCAGUAUGCGAGACGCCAAAAAUCAAACAGUCAACACCUGGCAAGUGUGUACAACAGCCUGGCAAGUGUGGCAACAGCCUGGCAACAGCCUGGCAAGUGUGUACACCGGGGCUCCACGGAACUCGCGUAUGAGCUUCCCAAAAACUCGAGAGUUGCGGUUCCAUCGGAAUCGUGGUCUUCCACAAUAACAUGACCCGAGACGAGAAUGAAAUUAGUAGCAGAACUUCCCACAGACAGUCUCCGGUCGAAUUUGUAUUGAUAAGGAAUGUCGUUACAGAACUUCCCCGUGCUCAGUUCUAUGAAGUGUGUCAUUUUGGAUUUUCUAGAUUUGAUUUCUAGAGAUUUCUUUACACUUCCG